AUGAUCCCACAGUCCCCUGUUCAAUGCAGCAGUGCCGGGUGCAUUCUCCGCAACUCCUACGGUGCGUGGGGUGACCGCAGGGACUGUUCUGCGCUCAACGUGACAUACCCGACAACAGAAGAAGAGCUCCGUUCGGCAGUGUCCUACGCUGUCCGCAACAACCUCAAAGCCAAGGUGGUCACGAGAUUCUCCCACACCAUUCCCAAGUUAGCAUGUCCCCAAGGGAGCGGAAGAGCAAGCACAGGUGCCACUCUGCUCAUCAGCACAGAGAAGUACGACUCUGGGAUCGAAAUCGAUGCUGCGAGUAUGACUGUGACUGCUGAUGCGGGUGUGGGCCUCCGGCAAUUGAUCGACGCGGUUGAGAGUGGAGGGUUCAGCUUGGUGGCUGCGCCUUAUUGGGAGGGUGUGACGGUUGCAGGGGUUAUCAGCACGGGGGCGCAUGGUAGCUCGUGGUGGGGGAAAGGUGGUUCUGUUCACGAUCAUGUUGUGGGGAUUAAUGUUGUUGUCCCUGCUUCCAAAUCUGAAGGGUAUGCGAAGGUUUUGAGAUUGCGGGCACAUGACCCAAUGCUUGAUGCGGCCAAACUCUCUCUCGGAGUCCUCGGUGCCAUCUCCAAGGUAAAAUUAUCAGUGGAGUAUAGGUUCAAAAGAAGCAUAACUUACAAUUUUACAGAAGAAGAUGAUGGUAUCGAAGAUGUAUACGUAGAGCAUGCAGAAAAGUACGAAUUUGCAGAUAUAACUUGGUAUCCAUCAAGACACACAGUGGUGUACAGAUACGAUUCCAGGGUUCCCUUAAAUGCCUCAGGUGAUGGAGUUAAUGACUUCAUUGGAUUUCAACCCAAUUCCAUCUUCAUAUCUGAAUCGGUUAGAGCAGCAGAAAAAUUGCUAGAAAGUACGAGAAACCCUAGUGGAAAAUGCUUAACAGCAGCUACUACAUUAGGCUUCAAGAAAUUAGUAGGCAAUGGGUUGAAGAACAAUGGCAAAAUCUUCAGUGGCUACCCAGUAGUGGGUUACCAAGGCAAAAUGCAAACUUCAGGUUCAUGCUUAUACUCAACAAGAUUAGACACAUCAUGUGCUUGGGAUCCACGAAUCAAAGGGCUAUUCUUCUAUGAGAGCACUGCUAUCUUCCCUGCAUCAACAUUUGGUGACUUCCUUCGUGAUGUGAGGAAACUGAGAGACCUAAAUCUAGAAAAUUUCUGUGGGGUGGACAACUACAACGGGUUGCUAUUUCGCUUCAUCAAAGCCUCAAGUGCAUAUCUAGGGCAACCUGAGGACUCUGUAGUGGUUGAUUUCAACUAUUAUCGUGCAAACGACCCAUCAAUUCCUAGACUGAACCAAGAUGUGUGGGAGGAAGUGGAGCAAUUGGCAUUCUUCAAGUAUGGUGCUAAGCCACAUUGGGCUAAGAAUAGGAACAUAGCAUUCUUUGGGGUGCAACACAAGUAUCCCAAGUUUAACAUGUUCAUUGCAGCAAAACAAAAAAUGGAUCCACAAAAUGUGUUCUCUAGUGAAUGGUCAGAUGAUAUACUUUAUGGGAAGGAAUCAGAAAAGGUUGAUGGCUGUGCCUUGGAGGGACUCUGCAUAUGUAGCGAAGACAGACAUUGCAGCCCUCAAAAAGGGUUUUACUGCAGCCAUGGCCUUGUCUACAAGGAAGCUAGAGUAUGUAGAUAUUUACAACCAUCCAUGUAA
Molecule: messenger RNA, 1683 nt
Organism: Sphenostylis stenocarpa
Lineage: Eukaryota; Viridiplantae; Streptophyta; Magnoliopsida; Fabales; Fabaceae
Source: the annotation of a GenBank genome assembly